AUUCCGGAUUUGACAACAGUGAGCCGGACCGCAUGUGAUGUUGUUGUUAGAGGUGUCAUCAUCAUCCAGGUGUUAGUAAUAAUAAAGUUACUGGUGGAAACAAGAGCAGGAAGAAGAGUACAAUGUUGGACAUAGUGUUGUUCCGUGUUGAUCAAGGUGGUGACCCAGAGGUUGUCAGACACUCACAGACCAACAGAUAUAAAGAUGUUUCUACCGUCGACCAGGUUAUUAACCUCGAUACUAAGUGGAGAUCUGCACGUCACAAAGGUGAUCUCCUCAAUAGAGUGGCCAAUGUUAUCUCCAAGACAGUCGGGGAAAAAAAGAAGGCAGCGAGAGGCAAGAACGACACAGAGGCAGAAGCUAGGAGUGUGGCACCGGACUUGGAGGCUCUGGAGAGCCACCUCACUCAGUACAGCUACAUAUAUGGUUACAUGCCCUGCCAGACUGACUCUAUGUUGGCACAGCGGCUCUCAGGUGCCCCAGCCCCUGACACUCACCCGGCAGUGUGUCGCUGGUACACCCACAUCACUUCUUUCUCCCCUUCUGAUAUAAAGGCACUGCCUGAGUCUCAUCAGCUUCCCUUCAGGGCAUCUUUGGUAAGACAGGGUCCUUAUGAUGAUACUGUUAGUAAUGAUGUGGUUAGUGAUGAUACUGUUAGUAAUGAUGAGGUUAGUGAUGUUACUGUUAGUAAUGAUGUGGUUAGUGAUGAUACUGUUAGUAAUGAUGAUGUUUGCAGUGAUACUGUUAGUAAUGAUGAUGUUAGUGAUGAUACUGUUAGUAAUGAUGAGUUUAGUGAUGAUAUUGUUAGUAAUGAUGAGGUUAGUGAUGAUACUGUUAGUAAUGAUGAGGUUAGUAAUGAUGUUAGUGAUGAUAUUGUUGGUAAUGAUGAGGUUAGUGAUGAUACUGUUAGUAAUGAUGAGAUUAGUGAUGUUUCUGUUAGUAAUGAUGAGGAGAACAAUGCAGUAGUGAGAACGUUUGGAGAGGAAAGCAAGAAAAAAUACUCCCACGUUGAUCUCAUCUCCAUGAUCGGAGGAUCAGACUCAAAGCGGGGAUCUGUUACAUCAGGUGGUCGUGGAUACUACUUGAUGGGUCCAGCAGUGUUCCUGGAGCGUGCACUAAUUGAACUAUCCCUGAACCUACUUCACAAGAAGGGUUACACUCCCAUCGUCACACCAUUCUUCAUGCGCAAGGAAGUUAUGCAGGAGGUGGCUCAGCUCUCCCAGUUUGAUGAAGAACUCUACAAGGUCCUGGGUAAAGGUAAUGUUCCAGGUAGUGAACAAGUAGAUGAGAAGUAUCUCAUUGCUACAUCAGAACAACCAAUUGCUGCUUUCCACCGUGAUGAGUGGAUACCUACUGACCAACUGCCAAUCAGAUAUGCAGGUUUGUCCUACUGUUUUCGCCAAGAAGUGGGCUCUCACGGUCGUGAUACCCGAGGUAUCUUCAGGGUGCACCAGUUCCAGAAGGUGGAGCAAUUUUGUCUCACAUCGCCUCAUGACAAUGCUUCGUGGAUCAUGAUGGAAGAAAUGAUCACAAAUGCUGAGGAAUUAUGUCAACUGUUGGGUCUAGCUUAUCGUGUGGUCAACAUUGUGUCAGGAGAACUUAACAAUGCUGCAGCUAAGAAGUUGGAUCUGGAGGCUUACUUCCCAGGCUCAGGUGCCUAUCGUGAACUGGUCUCGUGCUCCAAUUGUCUCGACUAUCAGUCCAGGAGGCUCAAGGUUCGCUAUGGAACAACCAAGAAGAUGAACACUGCUGUUGAAUAUGUGCACAUGUUGAAUGCUACCAUGUGUGCCACCACACGAGUGAUAUGUGCACUGCUGGAGAACUACCAGACUGAUGAUGGUAUCACUGUACCAGCUGCUCUCAGAGAGUACAUGCCCAGUGAUAUGAAGGAGUUUAUUCCUUUCAAGUAUCCAGCACCAAUUGAUGAAGAAGCUAACAAGAAGAAGAAAAAGGGUAAAAAUAAGCAAGAAGAAUGAGGCAUUAGAGACUAUUAAGCACACAAGAAAAUGGAGCAUUAAUUCUGACACAUUAUUUAUGAUGAGAUAGUGGUUGCUUCAUCAAUCAUCACAAUAGGGGUACCAACUGUUGCUCUUGUCAUAUACUAUGUUUCUGCUUACUCUUAUGGCGAAUUCUUGGUUCUUCAUUACGUUAUUAUAAUUAUGUACUAGUUCCCAUUCUUAAAAUUCUUUCGACAUUUCUUUGUUUAGUUUUGUAAACAGUUGGAAGAAAGUGUGUUGGGAUAAACUGAAGGCAAGAGAAGAGGGAGCCCAGCAAGAAGGGCAAGUUAUGAGUUAAUGUCUGUGUGAGGAAACUGGGUACACUAUAUGAAUAUAACAUAAAGAAUGGUGAACAUGGCUGAAUAGAAGACAUUUGUUAUUAUUGAAUGAAUGAAUGACAUUAUUAUCACUUGAGUUAAACAUACUUUACAUUUAGUUUAGAAGCAGGUGAGAUAAUGUGCUGCUGUGGAAGAUGUGCUUUGCUACGUAUUAAUUCUCAAAAAUAUGAAAGUAUCAGAAGAGUGUCUAAAAAUACAGUCACAUGCCUCUUGAGGUAAAAUUUACAGGAAGUGUACUAGAUGGUGGGUUUGCAAUUUCUGUUUAAUACAUAAUUGAGAUAGCAAAGUACUCUGUUCAAGGAUUAGCAACAGGCAUAAUAUCUGUGAGAAAAAACAAUUAGAAGUUUUGCAUGACUACGUAAGGGUCAAGAGAAGCUGUAAGAGAAAAAACUUUUGAGAUGAUGGGUUAAUGAUUCCAGGUUACAGAGCAGCUUUCUAACUUAAAAUAUGACUGGGACUUCUAUGAACCAGUUGAAGUUUUAAAACCAUUAUUAAAAAGUAUAUUGUUUUCUAUACAAACAGCUUGUUAGUCAAGAUACCAGGGACACAGUUGCUUUGUAAAUUAAGGAAUUAGGGUAUCCUGUAUACUAGGUAACAAGGGCUAAUAAGGUAAACCUCUCUCCCAGUUAGGGUAUUCUAUAUAUAAAAGUUAUGUCAACUGGCACAGUGCACUCUGCUUUCUUCCCAGUUGCAUCAUCUCUAAUAUUGACAUAACUGUACCUUUAACACAAAUAUAAAUUAAAAACUGAAUUCAACAUGUCUUAACCAUUUUCUACAAUUGGCACACAGUAUUUUCACUGCUUAUCAGAUGUAGAAAUUAAAACACUGUAUAUUAUAUUAAACAAUGUUUUUUUUUGUUUUAUAUGAACUUCUUUUAAUAAAGUUGAACAUUGAAUCACCCUGCCUUUAUGUUCUUAACAGAUUAUUUAUAAUGGCCAACAGUACAAUAGUGAGGACGAGAUUGUAAGAGCAACAAGGUGGUAACACAAUCUUAUCUUUAAAAAAAAUUGUCUUGUAUCAGUGUUUCCAUUCUAU
This is a messenger RNA of Cherax quadricarinatus, 3370 nucleotides long. The record is from RefSeq and is a predicted model, not a curated record. Lineage: Eukaryota; Metazoa; Arthropoda; Malacostraca; Decapoda; Parastacidae.